Molecule: messenger RNA, 6642 nt
Organism: Osmia bicornis bicornis
Lineage: Eukaryota; Metazoa; Arthropoda; Insecta; Hymenoptera; Megachilidae
Gene: aop
Product: ets DNA-binding protein pokkuri
Exons: 6
Coding region: 3369-4799 (476 amino acids)
Biological process (GO): cell differentiation; regulation of transcription by RNA polymerase II
Cellular component (GO): nucleus
Molecular function (GO): sequence-specific DNA binding; DNA-binding transcription factor activity, RNA polymerase II-specific
Source: RefSeq, a predicted model, not a curated record
CGGAAAUCCUGGAUGGAUCUUCUUUUCCUGUUUGGUGUUCGUCUGAAUCACGCGAGAGGGCAGCACGCAUUCAUCUCCGACACUGGUAUAUGAUUUUCAAUCAAGGGUGGAUUAUUUAGUAUAGCAUUCGCAAUUUGAAAAUUAACAAAUUUUCAUUUUCCCCUUAUUUCAAAGCGUUACAAUUCGAUUCAAAAGACGAGACUAAAGUUUCAAUUGUAAAUGUGACGUUUUUAAAAAAAAAAAAAAAUCUUUUAUAAUGGGUGUCGUUCAGAGCAACCAAAAGCAGAGCGAUCAGAAUUCCGAAUGGUUCGUUUUUAGAAAAUGGAAUUUGUUUUGUCGCGGUUACGUCAACGCAUCGAGCGAAGAAAGAAAGGGAGAUCUUGCAGCCUCGAAGAAUGCCACGUAAUGAUGCUGCACAUCCGGGAGGACGACUGAAAUGACGUCGUGCCCCUCCACUUCAAUAAGUCCGUUCCCUUCUUCUUCCGUCUCUUUCUUCCCUAUCUCAUUUUUCACCUCUGUAUUUCAUCCACCGUUUAUGCCAAUUAUUUCGACUUUCCACCAUUUUUCUCCUCUCUGUUUCAACACUUUUGCUCCUGUUCAAUUAUCUCAGCACCGUUCCCCCCUUUCUUUUCUUUGAAAGAUUUCUGUGUUCUUGAACUUUGAUUUUCCUUCGUUUUAUCGGUUUCUCUCACCGCGACUAUGGUGAUUGCUGUUGAAAUUAGACAGAGGUGAGAGAUGCAAUGGCGUAAUUGCUCGAGAGCAUAGAAUGGAGAUGAAGAAAAGAGAAGGAGCGGUGUGGAUCCCGACACGGCUUUUCGACAUCCAUUCCCAUGCUUCGCUACCGUUGAAAUACGGGUCAUGGAAAUGACUAAUUUUUCAAUUAGAUAUUUUCAAACGUUUCCUCAGAAUCCGUCUUCAGGAACGCAAAGAGAAUUUGAAAUAAUAUUAGUUUAAUUUCGUGUUACACAAGAAACUCUAUAAAGAAAAGAUUACGCCUUAAUUUCUUAAUCUCCAUAUCGAUGACGAGUUAAGCAUGACUUCAUCGAUAGAUUAUUAAAAGUGUCUGCAUCCGAAAAUUGAUAUGGGAAUUUUUUUUUUAUAUCUUAAGUGAUAAAAGAUUUCUACUUCCAAUCAACACGUGAAAACAUUCUUAUUACGUAUUAUUAAUAUUGAAUAACAAUUUGUAAAUCAAUUUAUUGCUUUUGUUAAUGUAUCAAGAAUACUGAUAAUCAAAGUACUGAUAAAUGAUUAGUACUAUGUAAUGUCCCAUAAAUAUCGUUUAAAUAAUUUAAUUGCAAGAAAGGACUGUAUGCAAAUGUGUACUUUUUUAAUCCACUGUAUUUUUAUCGAAAGGCUGAUAGAUGACCGUAGAGACGUCUUUAUGCAAAUUUCUCUAAGGAAAUAAAACAGGCUGCAGAUAUACUCGUUUGCGUCACUCAAAGUAAAAGAUUAUUCAUUUGUAUCGAAACAAAACGAAGAAGUAUUUAAUUGAACAAAUAAGAAUCGAAAGACAAAGGAAGGAGAAAUGAUUUUUUGGAGAUUGUCACAGUAUCAAUUCGUUAUCUCUUAUCAGCUUAUCAGAAUUAUUCGAUUCGAUUACUUCCAGUUUGGUUUCAUGAUCUAACGUUUCUACCGGAACGUCGCAUUCCUCUUUGUCUAUAAAAAUAUAAUUUUUUUUUUUCCGGUUCAACUAAGCCGGAUCCUUUUCCUUGAAUUACUUUCUUAUCAUUUUGUUAUCAUCCUCGUGACUCAUAUGUGCUGUGUUGUUCUUCCGACUAAUUGUAAACUUCCAACGUACUGAAUCUUUGUAAUUUAAACGUUUCAUACGCAAUAGUUUAUUCAACUACCCUUGUUCGUAUGUAAGAGGUUAGUUUUUCUUUCACAAAAAAGCAUCGCUUCUUUUUGUGAAAUGUAAAAAACGUAAAUGUAAAUGUAAACACAGAAUUCUUGAAUCAUCUUGAAGUAUACAUACUAUUAUACGCUUUCAUAGACGCGCAAUGUUUAAGCCGCUAGCUUUUUAAAUGGCGCGCCAAUUUUACUAUCGAUGAUUCAAAUAAAAAGCGGCAUAUUUAAACGCAAUAACCUCAAAUAAUUAGGAAACAAAUGACACAGCUGCAUUUCAAGUGACUUAUUUGAAACUGAUCAAAUAAAUAAAAAAAAGUUGAAUAACAGACGUUUCUGUCGAUCGAAAAGAAAUGAAAAGAAAAGAAAAAAAAAGGAAUGCUUCGACCUCGAGGAGACAUUUGAACUCGCAAAGAAGCAGGUCCGCGUCGACAGUCAGAAUCGCGAUUACGAGGAAGCUACGAGGAAGUCGGUAAAGCCCCCCACCAUCGUUCCAUGGUAUUUCCCACUCGAUUACAACGCUUCGAUUAUUUCCGUUCGCGCCGUAUAAUCGGCCAUCUAUCCAUCCUCGUUCGACCCGUUGAACGGGUACGAUCCGGUGGUCCAUUUGUCUCCGUUCUGCGAACGCGUAAUACGGCGCGGUUAUCCGCGCAUGCGCGCUGCCACGAGACCGUCGGGAAGAGUGGGGGGUGUGGCGGCAAGCUUCCAGCGGAGAGCGCGACUCGCGGCUCAGUCGUUCGCCAGCCCCGAGAGAGAGUGGCUUUGUUUUAUCGUAUAUACGAAUCGUGUGACUUUCAAACACCAACUCGAGACAAAUCGAAUGGUGUCCGAGGUGAAAGGAGAUCCGUUUCGUGUUCCGCGUCCUCCUCGAAUCCGUCUGCUUUACCCCUUUACGAACCUCUAAUAACCUCGUCUCGAUAAGAGACUCUCAACCGAGAGAGAGAGAGAGAGAGAGAGAGAAAGAGAGAGACAGAAGAGGAGAGUGUAUUCGAGUGGUGCCGACUGUGUGAUACACUUAACCGCGUAGAUAGACUCUGUGAUAUACGCGUACAUACACAUACACACAUGGAUAUUUCGAUACCUCUGGACUUUUCUCAUAACGGGGAUACUGUUAUGCUGAUAUCCGUAUAAAGAUAUCUGAACCUUUAACCGUUCAUCGCGGAUGUACGUUGUGUGCAAAAGAUAAUAACGUAAACUACACAUGAUUAUUACGAGAUAUUUAGAGUGGAUGUAUAAAUAAAUCCGCGUAUAGAAGAGGUGGAGAAGAGAAGUAAAAUAAUAGGGAAAGAGAUAAGAAGAGGCGGAAGAAAAGAUACACGUGCGCGUGGUCGGUCGGUGUCUCGAGGAUACCUGUGGAUGCCAGCCUGGACUCGCGACGUAUUAGGGCGCGGAUUUCUGCCCGAUGACCGACGACGAGAUUCGUUACUACUUGCUAGCCGAUCUCCAACACUGAUAUUACGCCGCGUCGGACGGUUUAUCGGCUAAGCCGCAAUUGAGAAAAGAGAAGAGACAAAACAAGGCGUGUUAUGAAAUUGUUGCCGUCGAUCCAGCUGCCACAAUUACCGCCGGUUUCGACCGGGGGUGGAGUGACGGGUAUGGAGUCUCGACUGCCACCGGGUAUAUCUUUGCCUUUCAGCCCUACAGAAUUACUUUGGCGAUACAGCCCCGCCAUGAAUUUUCCACCCUCUCACCCAUCACCCAGCCCCUUUCUCGACUUCAAGACGCACUUGCCGACAAGCCUAGCUUCGGAUCCAAGGUUGUGGUCCCGCGAGGAUGUGGCGACGUUUCUGCGAUGGGCUGAGAGGGAAUUCGACUUGCCGAAAUUCGACAUGGACAUGUUCCAAAUGAAUGGCAAAGCGCUUUGCCUGUUGACAAAAGCCGAUCUGGGAGAAAGAUGCCCAGGCGCCGGCGACGUGUUGCACAAUGUGCUCUCGAUGCUUGCUAGAGACUUUAAUCAAUUCCAAAGGUAUCUUCCGAGUAGCCCGGUGACACCCACAAGACCGUCCGCUUAUCCUCUCAGUCCUCACUCUCAUCCUCCGACCCCAACUUGGACGGAGAAUUCGUACACCGCGAACUUGGCUUCGUUAAUGUCUGCGAAUUCGGUCACCUUAUCGCCAGCGCCGUCGGUCGAUAGUCAAGCUGGUUCACCGGGGCACAUGGAGAACAAUCAAAGUCAGGUUUACAAGAGCGAUUCCGACGAGGAUAAUCAACAAGCGGCAACCGGAAGUCCCCCAGCUACACCGACAGCUCUAGCCGCGCAAAGGUUAAGCGAAGUUUGCGUUAAGGAUCAGCUCAGUCCUACGCUAACGCAACCGAUGAUGCCUUUGACGCCCGGUGCCUUCAGAACCAACACCAGCAACGUUGCCAGAGAAUUUUUCCCUAAUGAUUCACCAGAACCUAACACCAACGGUAGACUUCUGUGGGACUUCCUUCAGCAAUUAUUAAACGACCCAUCGCAACGAUACACGCACUAUAUCGCGUGGAAGAAUAGGGAAAUGGGUGUGUUCAAAAUCGUCGAUCCUCCUGGACUGGCGAGACUCUGGGGCAUCCAGAAGAAUCACCUUUCAAUGAAUUACGAUAAAAUGAGCCGAGCUCUUCGAUACUAUUAUCGCGUGAAUAUUUUACGAAAGGUCCAAGGAGAACGACACUGUUACCAGUUUCUGCGAAACCCAACCGAGCUGAAGAACAUAAAGAACAUAUCUUUGCUGCGUCAGCAAAUGCGGAUAAAAUUAGAACCGGAAGAAGAAGGCGGAAACGGCGUCGAGCCGGAAACCGAUAUGCCGACAGACCUUUCGAUGUCUAGCAUGAGUCAGCCAUCUAAUGAGCAACAACAGCAAUCCCAGCAACAGCCGUCGCAACAGCAACAACCGCUACCUCUUCACGAUCCACCCGCAAAAUACAGAAGUCACGCGUAUAAUCUGGUUAAAACUAAUCAGGAGUCGGAAGAGAAGAAGUGACGCGAGACGUAACGUUAUUUCAACUACGUAUUUGUGUCUCUGAUAAAAUGGAUUCUUUGUUCACAGCACAUGCUUGCUUGUGACCGUGCUUGUAGAAAGGUAUCCGUAAAGAUUAUGUUUAUAAAAACAUUCGUUACCAACGACGUAACAGGAUUUGUGAGAAAGCCGCCGAGUCAUCGACAAAUACAGAUGAUAGAAGACUGAUAAAACAGCAUAUUCUACCAGUUAACAGAAUAUCAAUCCACCAAGAAGAAUAUCUUGGUAUGUUCGGUAGGAUACUGGCUUGUUUUAGAUCAUAAAAUCCAUCAUCAGUGGUGGUCGGUUUUUCAACCGUGAACAAUGUCCAAUUGUUGACCGAUUACGAAUCUACUUAACGAUCGGAUAAUCAAUUUACCCGCGCUUCGAAUCGUUAGAUGAUUGGUCACCUAUUCGAUCUCGUCGUGAGAGAAGUAAGGAGCCAGUUGUCGUGUUGAAAAUUGUGAAGGACGCUUCGAUGAAGCUAAAACUUUCGCGGAUAUUCCGCCGUCUGUUCUCCAUCCUUCGUGUUUUAACGCACGUGCGCGAGUGUGGAACGUUUCUCGCUUCUACAACGAACUAAUUUAGAAAAGAAAGAAAAAGGCUUGGGAUUUAGGCUCGUUAUCGACGAACGUACAAAAAUCGGUGUUCGGGAAACAGAUCCGAAGGUAUUUUAUUCCAAAGUUGUUCUGUGAUGUAAAAUUUAGCUCAAAGAUGAAUUCUCCGGAGUUAAAAUAUGCUUAGUUGUUAAUGAGGGAUGAAAUUCUAUUUUUUUUUUUCUUCUUUUUAUUAUUAUUAUUUGAAAUGUGAAACUCUAAACAAAAUUAAUGUAAUAUAAAGUAAUAUUAGUUCAAAGGAUCUACUUUUAUUUUAAAAGAAAGAAAGAAAAGGAAGAUCCAGCCCUGUAAAUACUUGAAUUUGAUAAAACUUAACCAGUUUCCCGUCGCACCCACUCAAUUGUGCCAAUCUACUCGUCGAUAAUUACAUAUACGUAUGCGUUUAGCCGAGUAAUCUGUAUAAAUGGAAAGAAAACACGUAAUGAUCGUUUUGAAACUAUCGAAACGACUGUAAGGAUUGUUCGUAUACCUGUAAAUAAGUUGAUAAUUACUAAGGAAAAAAUAAUAAUAAGGAGAUAUAAUGAACUCUAUUAAAUAGGAGAAAAUAUGAAAGAGUUUUAUGGAAUUUGGGGCCAGAGUUAUAUAUGUAUAUAUAUAUAUGCAUAUACACAUAUAAUGAAUAUAAAUUUAUGUAUAAAUAAAUCUCUAUAUAUAUUAUAUAUAUAUAUUUUACUACCGAAGAGAAAUUUAUAUUCAAAAUUUCUAUGUUCGUUGUCGUUGCGAUUGUGGCUCACAUUCUUCGCCAAUGGAUCCUAGACUUUUCAAGGAAAGAAAGGGAACAGGGACCGAAGGCGUGUGUUUGCGUGUACGAUUAGAAAAAGGUUCUAAGAUCGUAUUUUUUCAAAAAAAUCGGUGCACAAGAAGGAAAGAAAGUAACGAAAUAUUGUUAGGAAUAUAAAGGAAAUAGAAAUGAAGAAACCAGUGACAGAGUGAGAGAAAGAUGCGUAUAUAUGAGCGAGUGAGAGAAUAAAAGCGCGAAUUGAUUAGUGCAUUAGAGAAGAAGAGAUUUAUACUUUAAAUGAAAAGAAAAAAAAAAUCGUAUUUGGCUAUUUGUAUACUGUGAUCUCCGUGAAAUUUUUAUAGUAACAAAUGCGGAUGCAUAGAAAAACUUUUGUUUCGUGUAUAUAGUUUCAUAAAAGAAUGAUUUAUAUUAAUGAUAAAUACAUAUAUAUAAUGAAAAAAAAAAAGAUAAAAAACAAUACGUACACAAA